Molecule: messenger RNA, 3039 nt
Organism: Diuraphis noxia (Russian wheat aphid)
Lineage: Eukaryota; Metazoa; Arthropoda; Insecta; Hemiptera; Aphididae
Gene: 5-HT2A
Product: 5-hydroxytryptamine receptor 2A
Biological process (GO): chemical synaptic transmission; serotonin receptor signaling pathway; G protein-coupled receptor signaling pathway, coupled to cyclic nucleotide second messenger
Cellular component (GO): dendrite; plasma membrane
Molecular function (GO): G protein-coupled serotonin receptor activity; serotonin binding; neurotransmitter receptor activity
Source: RefSeq, a predicted model, not a curated record
UUCGCCGACCGCAACCGACUACACCAGAUACACGACAGCAGUGGACUCGCGCCAAUAAUCACGCAACCGUCACGGCUUUUUAUCGGCGAGAAAAUAAUUUAUUUUUUUUAAUUAAGUUUUUCUUACGGAAUUUCCCGUAUUUUCUUGACCUUCAGAUCCGUUUCUUUUGCCCCCCUCCCCUCAGACACGACAUACAGACAUUUAYUCCGGCCAGGACACUGUCCUUCUGCAUCCAGUGAAGUGGUCGCGUUAACAACAACAACAACAACAACAACAACAACAACAAUCUCAGUCGUAUUUUUAUUACACAGUUUGACACUCUUUUCCUACGCUAAUAUCAUAAUCCAUCGUCAUGUGCGCUAAAAAUAUAUUACACGCCAUACAACCAAAACGCGCCAUGGUUCUUCGAGUCUGAUGUUAGUCAUCGCAGUUGAGGUUCACGAAUGGUGCACGUGGACAACCUGUGAAUGGCCUCUGGGUGUAGCUUGGUGCAACGUGUACGUCACGUGCGACGUGCUUGCGUGCAGUUCCAGCAUUAUGCACAUGUGUUGCAUAUCACUGGGAAGAUACCUGGGCAUAAGACAUCCACUUAGGACCAGACAUCACUAUUCCACCAUGAAAUUGGUGUGUUUUAAAAUCGCAGUUGUCUGGUUUCUGUCAUUUUUGGUAUCAUUUUCAGUCACACUUCUCGGUUUAUCUAAUGCUAAGAACAUUAUGCCGGAUCCAGGGGUUUGCGUAAUCAACAAUCGAGCUUUUUUCGUCUUUGGUUCACUGGUCGCGUUUUACAUACCGAUGAUCAUUAUGGUGGUCACGUAUGCCCUAACUGUACAGUUGUUGCGAAAAAAAGCCAGAUUUCUGCUGGACGAUAGUUUCGUGGAUGGUCGGAGGAAUGGGUCAUCGGCAGAACCACAUCUGUUCAGACGUUUGGGUGGUCGGUUUUCAGCCAACAAAAACCAGAACAAUCUGACCGGGCGGUUACAGCCGGGAAAUAACAACAAAAAACAGUGUGAUCAACAAACGCAGAUAUCGGACGCGGUGUCAGCUGGCGCCAGUGACUCGAGGAAUUUCMGGUUGAAGACGCUCAGACUUCAAUUGAACAUGAACCCGUCUACACUGAACUUGAGAUUUCUUGCUAACAGACAGAAGCGCCAGAGCCUGGCAGCCGCCAACGCCGUCAGAACUGAACAAAAGGCCAGCAAAGUGUUGGGAGUCGUGUUUUUCACGUUUGUGUUAUGCUGGUCACCAUUCUUCUUGUUGAACAUUGURUUCGCUGUCUGUCCAAAGGAAAACUGCCCGGUACCAGACCACGUGACCGAGGUUUGCCUCUGGUUGGGAUACGUGUCUUCGACAAUAAACCCGAUUAUCUAUACGAUAUUCAACAAGACCUUUAGAGCCGCAUUUAUCAGGUUGCUCAAAUGCCGAUGUCACAAGACCAGACCUCACCGGUACAGAUCGGUGACCGACAACCGACAUUCUGCGCUGAUAAGCACUCCGUCCGGUGCGGCUGCCGGAGCUGCCAAUGUUCCGUUGUCCUUGUCGCUCCAGACCACGCCACUGAUCACAUCGCCGCCAGUAAAUAAUGCCAACACUACGACUUUCGCCGAUACCGCCGUUGCCGCUAUGGCUGCCGCCGCUGCGUCUAAGAAAACGACAUCCACGCCCGAGUACCCAGACUCAUUUCUCGUCCAAGAAUGCACGAAGGACACGGCCAAAUACUGAACCCGAGCGGGUUGUAGCAGUUCCCGCUCAGACGAUUUUGUCUUGAAACUUGAAAAUAUACGAGUACCUAUAUGUUGUUAUUAUCAUUAUAUUUAUGUUGUCGUAAUAUAACGGUUAUAGGUAACAUUAGAUCUCAUAAUUUAUUGUCAUGUCUGAUGGAACCUAGUUGUUUCGUAUAUUAGACGUAUUACCUAAUAUGUUAACUACAAUACUACAUAUUAUAAAGGGCGUGUUGUAGAAGGAAACCAUUAGGUAUUGUAAUAUUAACUUUGCUAUAAUAUUAUGUAAAAWUUUUUGUUGCAAUCAAAAUUUCGAUAAUUAUAUUUAUAAUAUUAUACUAAAAAAAAAAAAAUGUAAUUCUCGUUAUGGUGAUUAUAACAGAUAUUAUUACAUAGUUGGUUAAUAUUACAUUUUCCAAAUAAUUCAACCCUCCAGAUUUACGUGUGUGUACUGCAGAAUGCUCCGGUUUCCCUACCGCCGAUGUCUCCAUCUGAAAUCGUGGGAAUAUGUAAAACCAGAGUUAUUAUAUAUUAUUAUUAUCAUAUUAAUAGACAUAUCACAAUAAUAUGUGUCCACUCUUUAUUUUCUAUUUUCCUCCUCCCCUCUUUCGCUCGCUCUCUGUCUACACUCUUGCCCUCCCGAAGGAAUCUAUACAAGCGCUAGUAUUUAUAAGUUUUCGGAGUAAAUCAUAAAUUGGGGGUUCAGUGGCGUGCAGGAAAUAAAAACAUCCAUUGACGAUGGAGAGGGCCGAUCAAUCUUUAUGAAUAACCAUCCUUAUGAAAAACGCACACGCACAGGAGACUGGGAAGUAAUAUUAUAUAACUUAUCACACCUCUCGGUAGAUGAAAAAAAUAAUAAUAAGGGUACACUACAGUUUUUGGCAGUUAAACUGAUGAAAACCGGGCCUAAAUACCCAAAAAUAGGAUAUUGGUAUAACGAGUUUCGUAGAAUAAGUGAGAGAAAUAAGAGCUUGACGAAUUCUUUGCAUAAAUAACUAUUAUAUUAUUAUUAUUAUUAUGACUUACACGUCGAAAAUAUUAUAUCAGUGUUUUUUUCAUUUUUAAUUUCGUUAUUAUUUAAAAUCUAUAAAAAGUUUAAGUAGUAAAUAAUAUUAUAGGUUCGCGUUAAGAAUAUCAAUGCACAAUUUUUGAGUAUAGGUACCAAAACAUUAAGAUGUUAAUAAUAUUCUUGCUAUCGUAGUAUCKUAUAUUUUUAAUAAACAAGUAGUAGUUAAUUUAUUGUUAUAGUAUCAACACCGAUGUUUGACUAACUGAUUUACUGAUUUGUAUAAUUCAUAAUUAUUUAUAGAUAGCUAACAUU